GAAAGCCUGAAAGAGAGCACCAGACGCGAGCCGACGGAUUUUCCCAGAAUGGCGCACGCGCGCGCCCAGGCGAUCCGCGCGCUGCUCGCCAGGUGCUCGACGGAAUGCCCCCGCCGCGCCGCCGCCUCGUCCUGCAUCCGCCGCGCUUCUCUCCCUUAUUGUUCCCCAGGUUCCUAUCCCCGGAGCCUCCUCCCUGCGGUGCGCGCGGCUGGCGCGGAUUGGACGCGCUCUCUCGCGAGCAGGGCGCAGGGCGGCGCUGGCGCAGGCGAGGCCGGCGCCGAGGAGGGUGAGGCGCAGGAGUGGAUGGCGGAGUGGGAGGAGGAGGAGGAGGAGGAGGAAGAUGUCGAGCCCGAGAUCGGUGACGGUGGCGACGGCGGUGGGGUCGCCCUGAGGGGCGUCGAGUGGGGGAAGCGCGCUCUGGCGGCGGCCGAGGAGGUUCUUGGCGAGCACUUCGGCGACGACGUUGCGAUGUUCGCCUUCAAGGUGUCGCCCAAGGGAUACGUCUACGUCAGGCUUGACAAGCUCACCAACAGAUAUGGGUGCCCUGGUAUCGAGGAAAUCGAGAGUUUUAAUAAACUCUACAAGCAGAAACUGGACGAGCUAAUCGAACAAGGCGAAAUACCGCUGGACCUGGCAAUUGAGGUCUCAUCACCAGGAGCCGAACGACUUCUCAAGGUGCCCAAGGAUCUGGAUCGUUUUAAAGAUAUGGCCAUGAGGGUGCAAUACCUUGUUGAAGGCGAUGAUGUCGUCCCGAAGCAGAUCCUGCAGAAGGAUGGAAUCUUCUUGCUCGAGUCUGUUGACAUUCAGGCAGAACAUUGCAUCUGGAAGCUGGCAGAUGUCAAGGAGAACCGAGCUGCAGCUGGGAAAGGAAGGCCAUUGAACAGGAAAAAAAGGGACUGGAGGCUGCAAACUUCGUUCCAAGCAGUGAAGAAGGCAACACUAUACUUGGACUAAACCAUGAUGGCAUAUGUUUGGACAGAACUGAUUUAGAACCAAAUCCAGUAUUAGUUUAAAUUGGAACGGAAUCUCGCAUACUCUCUGUAAUACUUGCAAUACUGGCAAAGGAUGUUCAGUUCUGCAGUUAGAUUAGCGUCUACUUUAUUUGUGGAACUGAAUGAAUUUUCUGGAGGCAAAAUUCAUUGCAAGACACAGUUAUUAUCUCUGAAUUACAUGCUGAGUAGAACACAGAAUAGCAUGGCAAAUGUAUCUGGGAAGCAAUACAUUAUAUGGAAUCACUCAUUUUGGGUACUGAA
Molecule: messenger RNA, 1253 nt
Organism: Oryza sativa Japonica Group (Japanese rice)
Lineage: Eukaryota; Viridiplantae; Streptophyta; Magnoliopsida; Poales; Poaceae
Source: RefSeq, a predicted model, not a curated record